AUGGACUCUUCCAAAUUAUUUGGAGAAGUAGAAGAAUGUAACAGCAGCGAAUCAGGUUGGACAAUGUACAUUGGCUCUCCUUCAAAUAGUGAGGAUGAUGAUGAGCUGGAAAAUGAGGAUUUUGAUGAAUUACAAGAUAAUAAUAAAGAAGUCAUUAAUCGCGACGACAACGAAGAUGGUGAUACUGAUGAUUCAAUGGCUUCUGAUGCUUCUUCAGGCCCAAGUCAUAGGAAGUAUUUUACUAAAAAUGGAAAGAAUACUGGUCCAAGUCUUGCCAAUAUGGUUCAUUACAAGAAUCCAAAGGAAAAUAAUGAGGAUCACAAAGUUUGCAGCUUGAACAACAAAGGCAAUAAUUCAAUGAAAAGUGGUUACAAGAAUGAAGUCAAGGAAGAAGAGUCUGUUUUUACUGCAAAAGGAGCACCUUCAAAUGAUGGUAAUAAGGUUAGGAAAAGUAUUUGGAUGGGUAAAGGGAAGAAGUAA
This is a messenger RNA of Nicotiana attenuata, 480 nucleotides long. Its product is annotated as probable ATP-dependent RNA helicase ddx42. Gene Ontology annotation, biological process: cytokinin biosynthetic process. The transcript has a single exon. Bases 1 to 480 code for a protein of 159 amino acids. The record is from RefSeq and is a predicted model, not a curated record. Lineage: Eukaryota; Viridiplantae; Streptophyta; Magnoliopsida; Solanales; Solanaceae.